GCAGCGCGCGCUUUGAGACCAGGGCCUCGGCCCCUGGUCCCGCGCGCUUGGGGGAGUGGCGCUCCGUUGGGCGCCUUCUGUGGUUUGCGAUUCCACUCCCAGACUCCCACAGCACGGUCACUUCCUUCUUUCUGCCCAGUCUAGUCACUUAUUCCCCACUGAGCUGGCUUUCCUUACGGCCCCUGGCCCUGUUCUUGCCCCAGCAUGACUUUUUUCAGGGCGCCGUUGUAGGAGCCUCCCGCAGGAGCUCUGUUCCCAUGAAGAUCCCACUGGUGACUCUCCAACCCCGCCACCAUGAACGGGGUCUUGAUCCCUCAAACGCCCAUCGCUGUGGACUUUUGGAGCCUGCGCCGGGCUGCCUCCGCCCGGCUCUUCUUCUUGUCCCACAUGCACUCGGACCACACCGUGGGUCUCUCUAGCACCUGGACCCGGCCCCUCUACUGCUCCCCAAUCACCGCUUACCUCUUGCACCGUCACCGACAGGUAUCUAAGCAGUGGAUCCGAGCCCUGGAGGUUGGUGAGAGCCAUAUCCUGCCUCUAGAUGAAGUUGGGCGCGAGACCAUGACUGUAACCCUCAUCGAUGCCAAUCACUGCCCUGGCUCUGUCAUGUUUCUGUUUGAAGGAUACUUUGGAACCAUUCUCUACACAGGGGAUUUUCGGUAUACACCGUCCAUGCUGAAGGAGCCAGCCCUGAGACUGGGGAAACAGAUCCAUACCUUAUACCUAGACAACACCAAUUGCAACCCAGCCCUGGUUCUUCCUUCCCAAGAAGAAGCUGCCCGCCAGAUUGUUGAGCUCAUUCGAAAGCACCCACAACAUAACAUAAAGAUUGGACUCUAUAGCCUGGGAAAAGAGUCACUGCUGGAGCAGCUGGCCCUGGAGUUUCGGACCUGGGUGGUAUUGAGUCCUCGGCGCCUGGAGUUAGUGCAGCUACUGGGCCUGGCAGAUGUGUUCACAGUGGAGGAGAAGGCUGGCCGCAUCCAUGCCGUGGACCACAUGGAGAUCUGCCAUUCGGCUAUGCUGCGUUGGAACCAGACCCACCCUACCAUUGCUAUCCUCCCCACCAGCCGGAAAAUCUACCGUUCCCACCCCGAUAUCCACAUCAUCCCUUACUCUGACCACUCCUCCUACCCUGAGCUCCGUGCCUUUGUCGAAGCACUGAGGCCUUGCCAGGUGGUGCCCAUUGUCAGGCGACAACCCUGUAGGGACUACUUUCAGGACAGCCUGAGCCCCAGGCUCUCUGUGCCUCUGAUUCCAGACUCUGUACAGCAAUACAUGAGUUCCUCCUCUAGAAAUCCAAGUUUUCUCUGGCUAUUGUUAGAAAGGAAGCUAAAGAGACUGAGAACCCAGGGUGUCGUGUUUGAAUCCCUUGAGGAAAAUGCUGAUCACUCGCAAGCUGACAGGGACUUGAAGAAGACCAAGAAUGAGAACCUUUCUGGGGAGCUUGAGAAGCGGCCCUCCCACCAUCCUUUGAAGAUCAAGAAGCAGCCGUUCCCAGACAUCCGCAACAAAGAAUGGGAGGGUGCAGUCCCUUCCUCCGAGUCCCAGAAGAUGGUGACUGUAUUGACUGCCCCCUCGGGUUUUUCAGUGCACUUAGGGUGUACAGAUAAAGAAUUUUCCUCUCCGGAAACUGGGGAGGAAAUCAGUGUAGGGCCCUACUUGGUACCCAGGGGAGACAAUGCGGGCUCAGCAGCCACAGGGAACCAGAGAGCCUGGAUGGGCCAGGAUUCUCCCCAGUCUCACAGCAGCAAGGCUGCCCCUCUUCUGGCUCCUGAGUACAGGGGCCUGGCACUCAAAUACCUUCUGACUCCAGUGAACUUUCUCCAGGUAGGGUUCUCUUCCAGGGGCUUUGACCAGCAAGCGGAAAAAUACCAUCAACUCUUGCUCAAGUACAGACAGGAGAGUACAGAAUGACAACCUUGUUUGAUCCAACACUGCACUUUUUUAAAAAAAUUCAUCAAGAGUUGUUUAUUUUCAAAGUUAGCACUCUUUGUAUUUCUACCACUAACAAAUGGGCAGUGCCACAUCAACACUGCACUUUUUUUUUUUUUUUUUUUUUGCGGUACACGGGCCUCUCAGUGUUGUGGCCUCUCCCAUUGUGGAGCACAGGCUCCGGACGCGCAGGCUCAACGGCCAUGGCUCACGGGCCCAACCGUUCCGCGGCAUGUGGGAUCUUCCCGGACCAGGGCACGAACCCGUGUCCCCUGCAUCAGCAGGCAGACUCUCAACCACUGCACCACCAGGGAAGCCCAACACUGCACUUUUGAAGAUAGUGGCUGAUGGCUUAUUUGGGGCCUUACUUUUCUGUGGUACAUGCCCACCCUGUAACAAGACUUCUCAAAGCGUGUUCAUUGGAAUCCUAGUGUCUAUGGAAUCCUUAGUUCUAUAAUUGACUUGUGUUUAAGAAACACUUUACAUUAUAACCCCUUUACAGUAUAUGUGAGCACAUUAAAUGUUCUGGGAAGUCCUGCAGUAAUUUAAUCUGUUUAACUUUGUUUAACCCAGUAUUUCUCCAAACUUUUUUUUUUUUGGCUGUGUGGCAUGCGGGAUCUUAGUUCCCUGAUCAGGGAUCGAACCCGCGCCCCCUGCAGUGGAAGCAGAGUCCUAACCACUCUGCAGACUUUGUGAACAUGCAGUUCUCUUGUGUGGCUGCAGAAAGAGAUAGAGUCUGAUCAAAAAGGACCAGUUUAUUCCCAUUGUUUUGUGUGUCAUGUGUCAUUCCCCAUGUCCCCUUCUGUCUCUUCCUAGAUAAAAGUCCCUAGGUAGUUCUGUUUUUUAAUUUAGGAACUGUGGUGCAGGAGGAUAAAGUGACCCAGGCAGCACGUUCCAAUCCUGAAGGUCACUGAUUUGCUGUGACCCCAUCCAAGUCACUUCCUGUCUCUGCCUCUGGGAGGGAACAGGAAGUGAUGAAGAUCCUUGAAAAACUGGAGAAAAUUUCCACCUCUGCCUCCGUGAGAGUUUGCAGUUAGUGUCCCUGAGGACCUACCUGGAAGACAGCCAGCUGGGGGACUGGGCACCCCUCACCAAGGCAGUAUCUGGAACCCAGCCAAACAUUAGGCUUAGAGUAAGAUGGGCCUCCCAGCUGCCUAGAGGCCCUGACUAUUUGGCUGAAAUAAGGUUACAAAAGAUCAAAUGUGCUGCCAGAUCGUCUUGAUUGUUCACACAGCUGGGAUAUUUGUUGCCCCCCUCCACCCAGUAUCCCCCCCUUCCAUCCUUGGGUUGAGUAGGGAGCUGGAGGACAUAGCCUGUUUGUUUCAAUAACCAGGGCAGAGACGAAGGAGCCAGCUGGUGGAAGGGGUGAGGGUGUGCAGUUCUGCCCUGACCUUCUGCUCACAGCCUGACAAAAUGCCAAACCAAUAAGCAGGACAGCAGAUACCACAGUCACAGGGGGCACAGGCAUGUGGAGCUGGGCACAUGGAUAAAAACAAUGAAGAAGCCUCUGAUUCUUGUCCAGGGGGCUGGAAAUUGUCUACUUCUGGAGGAAGAUAUAAAGAGUUUAGAAAGCAAAAUAAGGCCUUUCUCUUGGGCAAGCUGUAUACAGCUCUGUUUUGUCAGUGACCUUCACUGUAAGCCUCCCAUGGGCCCACUAGGAGCCAUAGCAGGUGAGGCAUGUGGGGUAGCAGGGUACAUGGGCACUGUCCUGGGCUUGAAUCCAGGGUACCUGGGCAAAUAGAGAUAUCAGGCUUCCAUAGCAGAGCCUCAGUUUCUCAUCUGUAAACCAGGGACUCUCCUGAUUGCUUUGGAGGUUAGAGAAUUGGUAAAAUUCCUAGCUCAGUGCCUAUCACAUGAUGGAUAUUUUAAAUAUUGGUUCUCUCAGCCUCUGGUUCUUUAAAAAAAAAAUAUUCUCUAUAUAAAAUAAGAAACUUUGGAAGUCAUACAAAAUAUAAAGAAAAAAUCAGAAUUCCUCCAUGUAGAUCAAUUAUUUUCUAGUCUUUUUCUGUGCAUGUAAAUAUAUUAA
Messenger RNA from Lagenorhynchus albirostris (white-beaked dolphin), 3958 nucleotides. RefSeq names its product DNA cross-link repair 1B (gene DCLRE1B). Bases 295 to 1914 code for a protein of 539 amino acids. Lineage: Eukaryota; Metazoa; Chordata; Mammalia; Artiodactyla; Delphinidae. Gene Ontology annotation, molecular function: damaged DNA binding; 5'-3' DNA exonuclease activity. The transcript is spliced from 4 exons. Gene Ontology annotation, biological process: protection from non-homologous end joining at telomere; double-strand break repair via nonhomologous end joining; interstrand cross-link repair. The record is from RefSeq and is a predicted model, not a curated record.